AUGGCCUCCAAGUUCCUGAGAGAGUAUAAACUAGUUGUGGUCGGUGGUGGUGGCGUCGGAAAGUCUUGCCUUACCAUCCAACUUAUCCAGAGCCAUUUCGUCGACGAAUAUGAUCCAACAAUUGAGGAUUCCUACCGCAAGCAGUGUGUCAUUGACGAUGAGGUCGCCCUGCUCGACGUGUUGGAUACUGCCGGCCAGGAGGAGUACUCUGCCAUGCGCGAGCAGUACAUGCGAACGGGUGAAGGAUUCCUCCUAGUCUACUCGAUCACAUCACGGCAGAGCUUCGAGGAAAUCACCACUUUCCAGCAGCAGAUCCUGCGAGUUAAGGACAAGGACUACUUCCCAAUGGUCGUCGUCGGAAACAAGUGCGAUUUGGAGGGCGAGCGCGAGGUUACGAGACAAGAGGGUGAGGCACUUGCGAAAUCUUUUGGCUGCAAGUUCAUUGAAACCUCGGCGAAGUCGCGGAUCAAUGUUGACAAGGCAUUCUACGAUAUCGUCCGGGAAAUCAGGAGGUACAACCGUGAGAUGCAGGGUUACUCGACCGGCAGCGGGACUUCGAACAAUGGCGGCCCGACCAACAAGAUGGAAGUGAGCGACAACGAUGCCGACGCUGGCUGCUGCUCGAAGUGCGUGAUUAUGUGA
Molecule: messenger RNA, 642 nt
Organism: Phialemonium atrogriseum
Lineage: Eukaryota; Fungi; Ascomycota; Sordariomycetes; Cephalothecales; Cephalothecaceae
Product: ras small monomeric GTPase
Exons: 4
Coding region: 1-642 (213 amino acids)
Biological process (GO): Ras protein signal transduction
Cellular component (GO): plasma membrane
Molecular function (GO): GDP binding; GTPase activity; GTP binding
Source: RefSeq, a predicted model, not a curated record